AUCGGUUGUAUACACAGCAGGCAAAUACUGUCAAGAUGAAUCGUUUUCUCUUUCCUGAACCUCUCAAGCAAAUCCACGUUGGGCGCGGCGACGAUGGAUACGAAAAUGUUUUAACCGCAGAGGUUGAUGAAACCUUUUACAAAUGGGAACACGAGACGUCCAAGGCCAAGCUCAUGAGGCUUUGUGCCCCUGCCUUGUGGCCCAAAGGCUCCUACAACAGUUAUUGUCCUCGGCCCAUCCUGAUUAAUGAGCAUCAUCAGUCAAUGUUGCAGGAGCUCAGCGAUGCAUUGGUCGCCUCAGUUACCGAUAUCGUGUAUCGAUGGUGGCUCGACAAGGCAGCUGAUCUUCCCAGGCGAAUGCCUCUUGGGGAGAAAGAACACGAGCUCUUGCAGUAUGUGGAUCGACAAUCGAUAAUCGGAAGAUUACCCCGUUAUGAAGACUGCAGAGGCUCGUGGAGGCCCGACUUCUUGGUCGAAGAAGUCAGGACCAAAGACGGCAUCACGGUAGAGAACUUUCGAAUUACCGAAAUCAAUGCUCGGUUUUCCUUUAAUGGGUUCAUGCACGCGACGUAUGGACAUAUGGCUCUAGAGGAUACGGGGAUGGGGAGACAUGGACUCGCCAGCGCUGCAAAUCCAAAAGAGAUUGUAGAUGGACUGUUUUCUCUUUUUCGACGAGAUCGCCCCAUUCAUUUCCUCAAAGGCGAGGAGGCUGGAAUGGAUAUCCACAUGUUUGUCGACGCUUUUAAACGCCGCUUGGGCGUUGCCCCACGAAUCGUGAACCUCGAGGAUCUGAGGCUGGUGCCAAAUUCCAGAAGCAAGUCCGGGUAUAUGCUCUGUGCCGUCUUCAGGAAGCCUGAGCGAGGUACUUCCAAGCCCGACGUGUCGUCCCUGUUCUUGACUAGCGAGGGAGAGCUGGUGGAGCAGAUCUACCAGGUCGGGCUGGAGUUGCAUCAGCGUGAGCUGCUUGCAAUGCGGCCCGAAAUGUUGCGUGAGAUUAGCUUACGCUGCUUCAAUGACAUGCGGACCAUCUUGCUGGUCCAUGACAAGCGAAUGCUGGGCAUUAUCAAGCAGGAGCUUCCGAAGCAAGUGUUUCUUGGGAUCAUUACAGAGAGGCAGGGAAGGAUUCUCGACAGGGGCAUCGCUGAUACAUACCUUCCGGGAUCUUUGGAGCUCAAGGAUCUCUUGUUACACUCGGAGGCGUACCCCAAUCUUCGCCAGGAAUACCUUUUGAAGCCAAUCCGCAGCGGAAAGGGCGACGGUAUCGUGUUUGGCGACAGCAUCACCAACGAAGAGUGGGUGGCUGCCCUAAAGCGUCAGCUCUCCCCUGGUCUUGAGCUUGAGAGAAGCUGUGUGGUACAGCGUCGGAUUACCCAUCGCCUGUAUGACGUGGUACUGAAGCCGUCGGGAGAGAGGCUGCAGUAUCCCCUGGUCGGUACGUACAUGGUCAUCAACGGAGCCCUGCUCGGGCUUGCGCUCUGGCGGAGUAGCGACGAUCGGAUCUGUGCAAUCAGUCACGGGGGAGCUUGGCUGUGUUCGGUGAUACGCAAGGACAGGGGAACGGUGGGAGAUGAUGUCUCACAGGUUUACUAAGCCUGCGUCCAAUUACGCUCGUACUCGUACUACUACUACUAUUAUCAUAGUCUAUCUGCCAGGGUUUAAUAUCAUGUUUCUUGACUUUGU
Trichoderma virens Gv29-8 is the source of this 1679-nucleotide messenger RNA. RefSeq lists its product as uncharacterized. The transcript has 3 exons. The record is from RefSeq and is a predicted model, not a curated record. NCBI's taxonomy places the organism in Eukaryota, Fungi, Ascomycota, Sordariomycetes, Hypocreales, Hypocreaceae. The coding region runs from base 36 to 1589 and encodes 517 amino acids.